GCAAUAGAGAUGGUUUUAGGGGGAUGGUUUUAACACGUAUCCUCAGCUGAACCGGUUUUGCUUUGAGGCUUUGGCUCAUUCAUGCCGCUCAUACAGCGGAGCUGAUCCCUGUGGGUCUGAACUCAGAGAGCAGCUAAGCCGUUUCCUCUUCAAUUCUGAUGCUGAUGGUCUCGUUAAGAUGACUAUGGCCUCUAUUCUUUGCUGGCUGCGGGACUCCCUGCCACGGCCAUUUUCAUGGUCACAUCACCCACGGGCAUCCAGAGGUGGCAAACUAAACGAAGCAGCGGGGUGUUCUGAGUAGGAAACACCUGGUUUCUUAUCAAGGGUUAGGCGUGGUGUUAAAACCAUUCGACCUCCGACGGUGUUUUGCCUGUAUUUGUAAUAUCAAAUGAAUAAUUUCAAAGAACCACAAAAGGAUCCUGAAAUGUACACAGAAAGUCUAUUAAUAUAUAAAUAUAACUCUUUGUCAAUACACUACAACUUGUUCUGGUUUGAGAUUUUGCCUCCUCUGUUUGAAUGGACCCUUUGCGCUCCGGCUCCCUCCCACUUACAUUGUGUUUUCCUGCUCCCCCGCUGAGAGCAGCUGCGCUGAUAGGUUCACAAGUUUAGGGACUGGCCCACCGAGCACCGGCUUCCAAACAUAUAAAGCCCGGACUCCCGGAAUACACAGCACACAGCUGGCGCACAGGAACCUGGGAAUAGCAAAUGCGCCUUUACGCACGACUUAGUGUCAUUGGCCUAUAUAUAUACGCACGACAACUCUCCAGUGCCAGUUUGGCACCGUUGUGAUUCCGCAUAUUUUAACAUUUGAAUUGUGUACCAUGACUCUUCCUAUUGAAUGUGAAGCUUUGCAUCAUACCGGCUUGCCACUGGAGAAGGAUGAGAUUGACAUCGUGGGCAAGGAUCACCCAACACACGGACGAUUUUAUGGAAUCAGCUGUUCCACAGACGCCGUUUCCUCGGUAGAAUCAGGCGCCGAAUUUGACUCCUCAGAGCCAGACUCGUCAGGGGAGAGUGAGAGCAGGUUCUGCGCAGACGCACAGCCGUCCAGGAAAGUCCAGAACGGCUCAGUGAAGCCUCCUUACUCCUACAUUGCCCUCAUCACCAUGGCCAUCCUGCAGAGCCCCAUGAAGAAGCUCACCCUGAGUGGCAUCUGCGACUUUAUCAGCAACAAGUUCCCCUACUACCGGGACAAGUUCCCCGCCUGGCAGAACUCCAUCAGACACAACCUGUCUCUCAACGACUGCUUCAUCAAGAUCCCCAGGGAGCCCGGGAACCUGGGUAAGGGUAACUACUGGUCUCUGGAUCCAGCUUCAGAAGACAUGUUUGACAACGGAAGCUUCCUGCGGAGAAGGAAGCGUUUCAAGAGGAACCAGAGUGAAUUCGGCAGGGACGAACUUGUGUUUUAUUCCGGUAUGAACUUGCACCGAUCAUACGGGCAGCCCUUCAGCAGACAAGGGCAGGUUAGCCCUCCACUCACUGCACCUCUCCGGUAUGUGUCCUUGCAGGGUGGCAUCAUGAUGCCUCCCUCCAACUACCGCCUUCUGCUACGGACUCUGAACAGCCAGGGGAAGUGCGCCGCUGCUCCCAAAGACUUAAGAGCACAGCUUUGCGCAUCAGAGCCCGUAGUGCCAAAGCCAGGCCCGCAGGUUAAAUGCUCCUUUAGCAUCGACAGCAUCAUCGGCAAACCUUCCACUUGCACCCGGCAGAACCCAAGCCCACAGCAGAACCCCCUACUGUACGGACAUCUCAUGUCUGGCACCAGUCAAUGUUUGGUUCCGACUCUCGUGCAGACUCACAUAACCCCUUUAUGUCCCCCGGCCAUGCUCUCUUAAACAAACACCUCAGACUCUCGUACCCUCGCUGCUGAGUGGUAAAAUAUUAAAAAACA
Molecule: messenger RNA, 1891 nt
Organism: Cynoglossus semilaevis (tongue sole)
Lineage: Eukaryota; Metazoa; Chordata; Actinopteri; Pleuronectiformes; Cynoglossidae
Gene: foxd5
Product: forkhead box D5
Exons: 1
Coding region: 822-1835 (337 amino acids)
Biological process (GO): anatomical structure morphogenesis; regulation of transcription by RNA polymerase II; cell differentiation
Molecular function (GO): DNA-binding transcription factor activity, RNA polymerase II-specific; RNA polymerase II cis-regulatory region sequence-specific DNA binding
Source: RefSeq, a predicted model, not a curated record